UGGAGCCGCUGUAUCCCGUAGUGAGAUGGAGGGGGAGGUGGGAGAGAAGGAUGGGGGUGCCCGCCCCGGCCCCGGGCCGCCCCUCUCCGGGGCUGUCAAUCAGGGCGGGGGAAUCAGCCGGGGCCUGGGCUGCGGGGAGAGACGGAUCUGCUACGCCACAGCCCCCUUCUCCAGCCAGCCACCGCCGCCAUUCGUACAGGGAAGGGGCCAGGCCCCCCAUCCCGCCUCCAGCCUCCCUCAGCCAUAGCGACCGGCCUUUAUAUCCACCCCUGUCCCAUCCCCUAGCCGCUUCCCUUCCUCCUGAUUACCAGUACUGUCACUAAUUCACCAUGAGCGAUCAGACGGAGGAAGAUAUGGCCAGCGAAGGAGGAAAAAGCAAUGAACCUGAAAGCAAAAAAAAGGGCAAAUCGUCAGGUUCGCAGGACUCGCAGCCCUCUCCCUUGGCUUUGCUGGCUGCCACUUGCAGUAAGAUAGGAACAACUGGGGAAAAUCAAGGUGCUGGACAGCAGCAGAUAAUCAUAGAUCCCAGCCAAGGCUUGGUUCAACUUCAGAACCAUCCCCAACAACUGGAAUUGGUGACCACUCAACUGGCUGGCAGUGCCUGGCAAAUCGUUGCUGCUGCGCCCCCUGUCUCAAAGGAAAGCGGCAUAGGUCAGCAAGGGAUUUCAAUAGCUGCCAGUACGGUGGCUUCUUCCAAUAGUAACAAUGAUAGUGCGUCACCCACAAAAAACAAAGCUAGUAUUACAGCUGCGGCACCUGGGCAGUUCCAGGUGAUCCAGGUGCAGACCCCUGGCGGAAAUAUACAGUACCAGAUAAUCCCUCAGAUUCAAACGGUAGAAGGCCAACACAUUCAGAUCAGCCCUGGAAAUGCUACGACGCUGCAAGAUUUGCAAGGUCAAAUACAGUUUAUUCCUGCUGGUAAUAAUCAAGCCAUUAUUACUGCUGGCAACAGAACAGCAUCUGGAAAUAUUAUUGCACAGAACUUGGCUAAUCAAACCGUUCCAGUGCAAAUUCGGCCUGGAGUCUCUAUACCGUUACAGCUGCAGACCAUCCCUGGUGGUCCUCAAGUAGUGACAACCUUACCUAUAAACAUAGGAGGAAUGACUCUAGCUCUGCCUGUGAUAAACAGUAUGGCUGCUGGAGGGAGUUCAACACAGAUUGUUCAUCCCACAGAUGGCGGAGUUACCAAUGGAAAUCAGCUGGUGUCCACUCCCAUCACAACGUCCUCUGUCAGUAACAUGCCUGAAUCUCCCGCCUCCUCCUCUUCUUCCACCUGUACGACCACUGUGUCUGCUACUCUGACCAGCAGUGAUACACUUGUAAGCACAGCAGAAACAGGCCAGUUCACAAGCACGACAUCUAGCACUGACCGGGCCACCGAAGAAUCGCCAUCCUCUGUGGCAGAUUCUGAAUCCCAGAGCAACAGUCAGCUUCAGACAAAUGGACUUCAGAGUGUGUCCGACCAGACAAAUUCCUUACAGCAGGUGCAAAUUGUGGGACAGCCAGUCUUACAGCAGAUCCAGAUCCAACAACCACAGCAGCAGAUCAUACAAGCCAUACCACAGCAGUCUUUUCAACUUCAGUCAGGACAGACCAUACAAACCCUUCAGCAGCAACAGCUGCAAAAUGUUCAGCUUCAAGCAUUAAGCCCAACCCAAGUUCUCAUAAGGGCUCCAACAUUAACCCCCUCUGGUCAAAUCAGCUGGCAAACUGUGCAGGUUCAAAAUAUUCAAAGCCUUCAGAACUUACAGGUCCAGAACGCUGGCUUGCCACAACAGUUAACCCUAACGCCAGUGUCCACAAGCGGUGGUACAACAAUCGCUCAGAUUACGCCAGUUACGGUUGCUGGCACUCCGAUUACUCUCAAUGCUGCCCACUUUACAUCUGUGCCUAACCUGCAGACUGUAAGUGUUGCAAACCUUGGAGCCGGAGUCCAAGUUCAGGGCGUUCCAGUCACAAUUACAAGUGUCGGAGGUAUGUGCAACAUUGGUCAGCAUCAAGGAGCAGAUGGAGUGAAGGUCCAGCAAGCUACUAUAGCACCUAUGACUGUUGCAGUGGGAAGCCUUGCUAAUGCAACCCUCGGUGCUGUCAGUCCUGACCAAAUAACACAAGUGCAGCUCCAGCAGUCCCAGCCUUCAUCAGAUCAAGAGGUGCAGACUGGGAAGAGAUUACGAAGAGUUGCAUGCUCUUGCCCCAAUUGCAGGGAAGGGGAAGGAAGAGGUAGCAGUGAACCUGGGAAAAAGAAGCAGCAUAUCUGUCAUAUUGAAGGGUGUGGAAAAGUCUACGGGAAGACUUCCCAUCUCCGAGCUCACCUUCGCUGGCACACUGGAGAGAGGCCUUUUGUGUGCAACUGGAUAUUUUGUGGCAAGAGGUUUACCAGGAGUGAUGAGCUACAGAGGCACAGAAGAACUCACACAGGUGAGAAAAGAUUUGAGUGUCCGGAAUGUUCAAAGAGGUUUAUGAGGAGUGACCAUCUCUCAAAGCACGUGAAAACUCACCAAAAUAAGAAGGGCGGCGGAACAGCCCUGGCAAUUGUAACAUCGGGAGACCUUGACGCUUCAGUCACUGGGGUCCUUGGUUCACCAAGAAUUGUUGCAGUUGCAGCCAUUUCACAAGAUUCAAACCCAGCUACCCCAAACGUUUCCACAAACAUAGAUGAAUUCUGAAAGGUGUCCUCACAGGAACCAAUUUAGCUGCACUUAAAUAUAUGUAAUUAACAGAAUCGUGACCUGGUCUGUAAAAUGCCUUUCUGAGGAAAUAAUGUUUGUUUUUCUUGUUUGUUUGUUUUUAUUAACUAUUCCGAUAAAAAGGGAUGAAGCUGUGAACAUUAUCCAUUUUUCUAAUAUUAGGUAGUAUGAACAUAACCCUGAAAAUAUUUUACCUGUAUCAUGUAUUCUACAUUUUGUAAAAGCCUCUAAAUUUUAAUGUUUUCUCAUUCUUCUCCUUCCCUUUAAAGAAAUAUGUAAUCAUAUAAUUAUAAAAAGUGAUAGACUCAGGUCUACUAAUAUAUAUAAAAGGCCAUACAAUCAAGUUUGUAUUUACAGUAGCGAAAUGAGUCUACAAUUAACUUUACAAAGAAGUCCUUUUUGUAUGAAGACAUGUAAAACUUGGAAAAUCUUAUUUAUAUAGAUUAAAUGUUAACCUUAUGCAAGUUGCAUAUAGUUUCUUGCCACCUGAGACAUUGAAUCUGCUAUAUGCCUCAUUAUUUCUUAUAGAUGUAACAUUUUGUAGAUAUGCAUUAAUCAUCCGGAACUAACUUGUACAAACUGCUGCAGCCAAUUAUUUCCACAUUCCAUUCUAUAUGUAUAUAUAUAUAUUGGGGGCUUUUGUUUUUUAUCUGCCACGUUUAGAAUGUAUGUGAAGCAAAAAGGGGAUGAUUUAAGGCUUCAUUUUGAUUGGAAGAAUGUACUUACAGUAAUUGUAUGCUUUCAACACAUACGUUGAAUUGAAGAGAAUAGACGUUGCAACACUUCUUUUCCCAGCCAAAAUAUUUCAAAUUUUUAGAAGCACAACAAACAUGUAAAUAUGAUAAUUUCUCUCCCCAACCGUUGCCCUUUUGUAUUUACAUUUUAGCAGGAAAUUAUAGCAAGUGUUUUUUUGUUUUUGUUUUUUGUGUUUUGUUGUUUUUUUCCAAUAAGUUUCCAAGUGCUGUUAAGACUUCUAUAGGUGAGGAUAUCUAUUAUUGCAAAGCAUAAGUCAGUCAAUUUAUCUUUUGCCCCAUACAUAAACGUAUUCAGCAGAUAGGUCUGAUUUCUCGGAACAAGAGCUGAUACCACUUCUGACACAGAGUGAGUGUGUGUAUAUGUGUGUGUGUGUGUAAAUGCAUAUAUGUAUAUACAUUGUGUAUAUGUACACAUGCAUAUUAUUUUAAUUACUGCAAUGUUCCGCAAAUGUAAGUACCGUUUACCAUAUACGGCAUAGAAGCUGGUUUUGGCUGAAGUUCAUCACAUGCGCUAUUUAUUUUUAUUAGGUUGAAAGCAAAUCCCAGUUAGUGAGCGUUCCUGUAUUGUAUUUAUUAUGGAGCAUUGUAUAACCAAGUAAUUAUUUUAGCUACAUAUUAGCUGGAGGUGUAGGUAAUUGUACAUACACAUGUGUUCCGCAGAACAUUCAUGUUUAGUUACAAUUGCUAUUUUAUUUUCCUUUUGAGCACUUAAUAUAGAUUAUUUUAAGAAAUAGCUGACCUGUUUGAGACAUUAGUUUAGCUAAAUGUUUGUAUCCAUGCACAGUGGUUCUUUUGUAGUGUUUAUUGCUAGUUUUUAUAUUUUGCAUAUUAAGAUGUGGUGUUCUGUCCAUGAAAAUAAACCUGUGUUGUGAAACCGAAUAUAUAUAUAUAAUAUAUAUAUUUGUCGCGAAAUCUGAAAUGAAUAGUUGUUGUUUAGUAAAGUAAAUGAGAAUAUAUGUCCCGCAUAUCAGUCAUAUUAAAUACACCUUUUGCAAGCAGCAAAAGGUGAGGGCUAAAAUAUACAUUUAUAAGAAUGCAAUAGAUUGGAUAACUGGAUACUGUACCAGGGUCACCACAAGUUCUAGUGGCUUUUGACAUAACUGCAUAUGCUUCAGUGAGUUCCUAAUGAACUAAUACGCAUUCUCAGGCAUAUUGGUUCAGAUUCCAAAAGGGCUAUUAGCGGUGUAGGUAAGAACUUUGCUUACAGGCAGGGCCAUAACUAAGGCGAACAAUGCCGCCACACAAAGUGUUAGGCUCUGUUGCUGGCAACAGAAUCGAUCCACAGCCCUUGUUUCUGGCUAGCAUGCAGCCUGGAAUGGCACCCUGCAGCAGUGCAACCAGCAGCGUCCUUUGGACAGACAGGCACACUGCAGUCAGUGCUGCACUUGCAGGUGCUGGCAACCCCGCCCCCUCUGUUCGACUUUAUGAUGUCAUGUGGGGCGACACAGGACCCUGUUACGGCUCUGCUUACAUCAAAGGCCGUACAUCAAAGCCAGAAGUGUUAAAUCUAUUUAAACAUCUUGUAUAUGAUUCUGUAUAUUUUAAUAAGAAAUAUAUUAGAUCAGAGUUAUCACCUGGAAUAAAUAAGAUAACUGAAAGACAAAUGAAGAAUAAGGCUAAUGUUCAAAUUGUUAACUGAAUGGAAUUAAACACGGUACAGUUCUAGAAAAUUCUUCAUUUUUUUUUACGUUAUUAAAGCCGAGGAAAAUAUGGUUUAAACUGCAGUAGUUUUAAUUGCUGUCAUAACUCAUGAGACAUGUAUGUUCAGUCUGAUUGUCAUUUCACUGGCCACCCAGAUGCCACUGUUUUACAAAAACAAGUCGGUGUAUUUAUAUUUAUCAUGCUUAGAAUGUCAGUGUUAGAUUUUUAUUUUCUUUGUUCCUCAUAGUAUUUGUUUGAUAAGUAGACACGUGGACGUGCUGCAGAUUGCUUUCGAAAUUUUCAAUUAUUUAUCACUUUUUCUUACGUAGAAUGAGAGUUAAUUUGUCAGAUGUGAGAAAGCAUGCUAGGUCCAACUUUUCAAUUUUAAGGCACUUUUAUUGCAAAAAAUAUUUCUAUUUAAUUUUGAUGCUUUCUGUGCAUGUUGAAGGGUGAGCACUUAUAUUGAUAUAUAUUGCUCUCUAAAUAUAUAGAUAUGUUAAUAUAUUGAUAUGCACUAGAUAUUUAAUUGGACACCAUUUUGGAAAAUUACAAUUAAAUAAAAGUUUUGAAACAGAUGUUGGUUUUUUUUAGAACCUAUUGUACAUUUUUGAGAGGGUAAAUAAUUAAGAGGAAGGCAAAACAAUAGAGAUGUCCCUGUAUAUUUUGCCAGCAUAGCCUCUAUGUCAUUUUUACAGUGCUGAUUUGUAUAAACUUUUGUUCUUUUCUGUGGAUUUGGAAAUAAAAUUAUGUGAAACUUGUUGUCCAAAA
Messenger RNA from Pseudophryne corroboree (corroboree frog), 5851 nucleotides. It is a transcript of the gene SP4, whose product is annotated as Sp4 transcription factor. Lineage: Eukaryota; Metazoa; Chordata; Amphibia; Anura; Myobatrachidae. The coding region runs from base 330 to 2666 and encodes 778 amino acids. The record is from RefSeq and is a predicted model, not a curated record. The transcript is spliced from 6 exons.